GCCAAGUUCCCACUGUUCGCCCGCGUGACAGCGCCGGACACACAAACCAACCCUGUUCGCCUGCUGCUGCUGCAGACCUUCGGGUGGCGGCGGGUGGCCACCAUCCACCAGUCCUACGAUCUUUUCGCCGCCACGACGGAGAACCUGGUUCGCCUACUGCAAGAAGCCAACAUCACCAUCAUCAGGUCCGAAAUUUUUAUGGAUGACCCCACACCGCACGUGAAAAGUCUGAAGGACAAUGACUGUCGGAUUAUCGUGGGAGCAUUUUACCAGGACAAAGCCCGCAAAGUGUUCUGCGAGGCGUACAAGGUGGGGUUGUACGGGUCCCGGGUGGUGUGGCUGCUGCCCGGGUGGUAUGACGCCGGGUGGUGGUUGAUGGCGGAUCCAGCAGUCGACUGCAGCCCCGGGCAACUGAUAGAGGCCGUGGAGGGUCACUUUGAUACCGGCAUCCUGUCCAUCAACCCCCGCUCUGAACGCGCCAUCUCAGGCUGGCUGCCCUCGGAGUUCACGGCCGCUUAUAAGGCUGCGGCGGGUGGUCGCCAUUUGCCCGGUGACACGAUCGUCUCACAAGGCUACGACGCCGUCUGGGCCCUGGCUCUGGCACUCAACCGGACACAGGAACAGUUGACAGGUAGCAGCAAGGGUCUGGAAGACUUCACCUACGAGAACAGCGAGAUGGCCCGGAUGUUGUACAACAACCUGCUGCAAGUCUCCUUCACUGGCGUUAGGGGACCCAUCACCUUCGACGCCAACGGUGACCCAGUGGGUCUGGUCAGUGUGGGCCGUGUACAAGGAGGGGAGAAGCAGACGGUGUGUGUGUACAACCCCACGAGGCCCACAGGUCAGCGGCUGGAAUGGUCCACAGACACGCCAUUGCUGUGGGAAGGUGGGUUACCACCCCGUGACUCUACAAUGACACGAACGGAGUACGUCACUCUGUCCUUGCCUCUGUACGUCACGACGUGUGUCCUGGCCGCCCUCGGUGUCCUUCUCACCUGCGCUUUCCUCGCCUUUAACAUCGUUCUCAGGAAUGCCAGACUCGUUAAGAUGUCGUCUCCUCGCCUCAACAACGUGAUCCUGCUGGGGUGCGUGUGCACCUACUCCUCCGUCUUCGUGCAAGAUGCAGGAGGGGAACAUGGAGUCCUGGCUUGUGAGAUCAAGACGGCGCUGCUGGCGGUGGGCGUGUCCCUGGCCUUCGCCUCACUCUUCGCCAAGACUUGGCGAGUGUACGUCAUCUUCACCAGCACCAAGGUGCAAAGGCGGGUGAUGCAUGACGGUCAUCUGCUGGCCAUCGUCGCCGCUCUCGUCUUCAUCAACCUCCUCGUGCUGCUCUCCUGGUGGAUCCUUGACCCCCGCACGCUACAGGUCACCAGGACAACCACGGUGGAGGAGAGUGAAGCGGGCGGCGUGGUGUUGGUGAUGGUGCAACGCUGUGAGCUGACCUGCCGGUCGGACCGCGAACUCUACUUCCUGGGUACAUUGUACGGCCUGCAUGCACUCGUGCUGUUGCUGGGCACGUUCCUGGCUUGGGAGACUCGUAAGGCUGCAUGUGAUGACGUCAGAGCCGUGCAUGUUGACCAGGUGCACUACCCCGAGCUGAAUGACUCCAAGUUCAUCGGCCUGUGCAUCUACAACGUGGCGCUCCUCUCCAUCCUGGCAGUGGUCGUGACCUUGACAGUGGACUCGUCCUUGAACCUGCGCCACCUCCUGAACUCUACGCUCGUGCUGCUGGGCACCACAGUCACCCAGUGCCUCAUCUUUGUGCCGAAAGUAAUGACUUACCGUCACAACCGAGUGGACGAUGACAACAAGACUACAGUGCACACCAUAGCAGCCAGAGAGGUCACGGCCAAAAGUUUCGACUGCAGCAACAUGAGCGGACAAGCUGCCCACCACACUCGCUCAACUCGUGACCUGCAGCUUUUGGCUCCUCCAUCUCAGACAGACUCGUCCAUCGGGUCCUAGUCCCGCCAAGCGCUUGACUCAAACCCAAACGGACAAGGACUUCAAGUCCAGGGCCAACCGUGUGUGACGGCUAGCGUGUACGUCACGGCGCCAGACGUGUCCUGGUGGUACGAUGACGCAAUGCCGGUGUAGAAACGUCACAAGUAUUUGAAGUGCACGUGAUUUUCAUGGCACUUCCUGCGGCCCAUCGCUCUGUGGGAGAGACUGACAUGUGGAAAGCCUCCCUUCCUUAUCCGUCCGCCCAGUUUUCUCUCCCGUAAUUGUUAUUACCCGUCACGUGAUCUGUGCAGUUGUCUGACUAGUCUCAAACUACACAAGCAGCAAAUCGGUUUCAUUAGUGUGGCUAUAUUAAUCUACAUGUAUUUACAUCCUGGAAGUUAAUAGCCUUAUUUGACCAAGCUGUUGAAAGAGUAGGUCAAGUAGAGGAGAUGGGCACCGCCCUUACGUACUAUGAUUGUAGUGAGAAGUCUUCAGGCAGCUGUGUAUCAUAUGAGAUAUGCUCAGGCAGCUGUACAUGAUUGUGAGGUAUGUUUAGGCAGCUGUUCACGAUAGUUGUAGUGAAAUGUCUUCAGGCAGUUGUGUGUGGUGACUGCUAUGAUAAGUGUUCAGACAGCUAUGUACAAUACUCGUGCUUUGUAUCUGUAGUUUCAGUAUCUAACCACCCGUUGUGCUGUCCCGUCCUGGGGUGUACCUGAAGCAGCUUUGGGUCAGUGUCUUUCAUCCUCGCCUUUAACUAGUGUCUUUGACUAGAGAUGCGGUAGUUUAUGAUCCAUGCACAGUGUUACUCUCUAUAACAUCCACAUAACCACUAGACAAGCUUCAAAUGGCACAGAAAACAAAACUGUCGUUCGUAUUGUCUGCCGUAAGCAAAAGACAGUUACACCUUGAUGUUGCUUGUGAUUUUGUUUCUUGUAUGGCUGACUGUCGGUUUGUAGUCUUUCGUGCAUUGAGUUUAUCUCCACCCGUGGAAUGCGCUCUACGUGUUAUUACUGAGAAAGAUUCUAGUCUUUCUGUUGAUCUCAGUGCAGCUCUUCAAGAUUUUUUUUCAAUUAUUUUUAUUGUUUCGUGACAUCAUCAUAGUACUUCUGACUAUUGUAAAUAUUCCCCAUUCCCUACAAUAUACUCAGCAAUCUGGCAACAACUCAUUGGUUCACAUAAUAUUUUUCAAUACCGAGAAAAUAAAGCACCGAAGUCUGUAAACAGACCAGUCACUAUGUAUUCGUGCUGUUAAGUUCAAACUUGGGUAUUUCUUCUUUUUGCCGGCGGCGGUGCAAACACACAUAGCCAGACAUGAAGAAGUUGAUGAACAAAUCCUCAGGACCUGUUCACCUCAUGCAAUCAACCCCAUUGAAGAUUAAUUUAGUUUUUUUCCAUGUGGUAACUUUAAGCGAGACAUAUCUUUCACAAUAUAUAAAACAUACAAAACAGUCUUGCUAGCUGUCGGCGAGUCCACAAGCCAAAGACCAUUUAAUGAAAGGGGAAGUAUGUACCAGUCGGUCAGUCAUUUGUCCCUUGACAGGUACCUGUCGUUGGUGGAGCUGACAGGACCAGCCAUGUUUUGGGCGAUAGUCAGCAGGUCCUGUACAGAAAACCAGAACAGAUUUUAACGUUCCUCUGGCCACCACGACGUCGACCAUCCUCCAAAGACCAGCUUCCGUCGCUUGAUUGUUGCAAGUAGAGGCUCCUGAUGUCCUACGAGUGUGGCAACCGUGCUUUCUAGGUUUUAUAAUCUCUGUACGUGGACUUUGAACGUGCAGAACCCGAGAAAAAAAAUUGCACAAAAAGAGCAGCAGUAACAACUGUCACUAAGUUGAUGUGCUUGUGUAUGUGAGAGUGGAUUGCGGUUUUCACGGGAAUUAAAGUACCGAUGGUACAAGACUCCUUUUAAAUAAGCGAUAUUGUCGUAUUAAAUCAGACAUCAGCUUCUUGAUAUCUUUAGAAGUGGAAUGUUACUGAAAACUGGUAUGCUUAGUUAAAUGGCAGAUCAUUUAAAUGUACCAUAUAUAUAUACCAUACUUGCAAUAAUACCAUGCCUAAAAAAAAGACAAAAAGAGUGAUUUUUGCAUUUACUUGGUAUACAAAAUGUAUAGGCAACCCAGCACAUAGCCCUCAUAAAAAGUACACAACAGAUUUGGCAAACUUAAU
This is a messenger RNA of Pomacea canaliculata, 4110 nucleotides long. RefSeq names its product gamma-aminobutyric acid type B receptor subunit 2-like. Lineage: Eukaryota; Metazoa; Mollusca; Gastropoda; Architaenioglossa; Ampullariidae. Gene Ontology annotation, molecular function: G protein-coupled GABA receptor activity. Gene Ontology annotation, biological process: G protein-coupled receptor signaling pathway; gamma-aminobutyric acid signaling pathway. The record is from RefSeq and is a predicted model, not a curated record. Gene Ontology annotation, cellular component: G protein-coupled receptor heterodimeric complex; membrane. The transcript is spliced from 14 exons. The annotation marks the transcript as partial.